Spea bombifrons (plains spadefoot toad) is the source of this 1810-nucleotide messenger RNA. It is a transcript of the gene STARD3NL, whose product is annotated as STARD3 N-terminal like. The transcript has 9 exons. The coding region runs from base 349 to 1053 and encodes 234 amino acids. The record is from RefSeq and is a predicted model, not a curated record. Lineage: Eukaryota; Metazoa; Chordata; Amphibia; Anura; Pelobatidae.
UGGGUCCUUUAUGCAGCCCAAUUGCAUUGAGAUUCUUUUUACCAUUAACACUGAAGUGAUAAACUAAGCACAACAAACCUGUUUUAGUGAUAAAAAGGCUCAACAGUAAGCUUUGCUAAACAAGAAAAGAUUUUCGCAUUGAUGCAUUUUGGUUUGUACUGACAUAACGACUUCGGUUGCGAAUGCUUGUGUCUUGUGACCAGUGCACUUUACUCAGGGUGUGGGAACUUGGUAUGCAGUAUGCUUUUCCUAAUCACAAGACCAGUUUUUACAGGCAUGUCAGUACCCCAAGACAUAAUCAUCAAGUAAUGAGAAAGGAGAGAGGGGAUUGUUCUAAGCCUUCUCAUCAUGAACCACCUAUCAGAUGAUGUACCCUACGCCCGGAGUAGCCUUUUGGGCUCCCAUAGCUCUGUGCAUGAAGUCCAGUCAGUCAACAGUUCUGAGUUGGUGGCCAGACUUGAAUCCUACGAAAGCUCAGGAAAAAAAGGAAUUUCUGAUGUUAGAAGAACUUUCUGUCUAUUUGCCACUUUUGACUUUUUGUUUGUCACUCUACUGUGGAUUAUAGAACUAAAUUCAAAUGGUGGUAUUAUGGACGCCUUGCAGAAGGAGGUUGUGCAGUAUGACUACUAUUCUUCAUUUUUUGACAUAUUUCUGCUAUCAUUCUUUCGUUUUAACGUGCUAAUUUUUGCAUAUGCAAUGUGCAGAAUUCGUCACUGGUGGGCUGUAGCGGUUACAACAGCAGCAACGUGUGCCUUCUUGUUAGUGAAAGUGAUUUUAUCCAGGUUAUUCUCGCAAGGUGCUUUUGGCUAUGUCCUCCCUAUCAUGUCUUUUAUCCUGGCAUGGAUAGAGGCCUGGUUCCUGGAUUUUAAGGUCCUACCCCAAGAGGCAGAGGCAGAAAACCGACUCUUGAUGAUACGAAGUGUCUCUGAACGGGCUUCCCUUUUGCCACCUGCACCAGUGUCAGAGGGACUGUUUUAUUCACCACCCGAAUCUCCAGCAGAAUCUGAUGAGGAAACAGAAGAAAAACAGGACAGUGAAAAGCCUCUUGUAUAGAGAAAUGCAAAGGGCGGUAGCAUUGCUUUUACUGCCUGAAGCCUUACUGCAAACACAGAUGCAUCUUUGUUGCCGGAUAUUCCCGCGGCACUGUUUACAAGAAAUUAAGCCAAUUGGAGCCUCUGACCUGGGUACGCAUUACAAGGGCUUCUGUGUUUGCUUCUGCUUGAUCUUUUGACGUGAAUACCAUAGGACUGCAGAAUCCCAGUCGGUGUCCUGGAAAAUCCCGAGGAAAUGACUUGCUGAAACUAUGAAGUGAAUCUGCUCAGUUCUUUUGACAUGUUGGCCAUCUACUGCUUUUCGCACUUGGGGGAGUCCAGUGCCUUUAGGUUAAUUGGCUGUGAUAAGGCUACGUGACUUGCACUGGACUAGACUAGUGACUACUAAUGUCUCUGUAGUGUGACAAUGUAGGGCUUGUUUCAAUACAGAUUGUACAAAAACAUGGACUGUUGGCUCUGCAUUUUCACAUUACCUAUUCUGUAUAUGAAGAAAAUAUGGAAGAUUGUAUUUACUUACAUUACACGAUGCACGAGUUCUGUGGGUCUAUUAUGUAAAGACUACUAUUACUUAUUCAGGUUUUGUGCUUAGUCAAAAGUAUCUGUUUUUAUGAGUUCACCAUCAAGCUGCACCCAGAUUUUAGUGAUCUGAUACUGUAUUUUAUGGUUUGCUUUUAAUCGAUGCCCCUUGGGUAAAUUACACAUACUAAACAUAGCAGGAGAUCUUGUAAAGCUAACAGAAGUUACACUACUAAACCGUG